CUAUCAGAUAGUACACGAUAAAUUUGUCUCUUUUGAGUCGUCAUAGUAGUAUAACCGAAGAUACAUAGGAUAUAGAAUAUCAGAACCUGUCCAAAUUUAAAGUGUAAAGUUGUAUUAUGGCAGAUGAUUCCAAAGAAAACGAUCAGCAGAAGAUCGAUAGCGCUAUAAAUGAGCUCGCCGAGCGAAAAAAUGAUGUUGGUAGCGAAAAACCUUCGACAUCCAUUCCACAAAAAAGACCAUCUCCAAAUUCAAAUGUUCAUCAGUUAUCGCCCAAACGCAUGAAUGUUUCGUCACAGCACAAAUCAUUUGGCUUAAGAAAUGAAUCGAUGUUCGAGCCAAUGAUUGAAAGUUCAAGUGAUAGAGAAAAUGAUGAUGCGCUACUAAAAACAUUGCCGAAAGAUGAAAAAACAAAAAAGGACAGUGCAGCCAGUUGCAGUCAAAAUAAAGAAAAUGAUAUUAAUCAACACGCAUCCAAAACGUUAGUUUCAAGUAAUACAAAGUCCACUAACAAAACUACAGUGAAUUUCAAAUUAAUGUCCGUGAAUUCGUGCCUUACCAAUAAAAAAUUUAUGGACGAUUUUACCACAAAAUGGUCAAACACGGCGGAGGAUUUUCAGAAGUUCAACAAUGAUAGCGUAAAAUUGUACGCUAAGCCAUUUAAAAUAUGCGUUCUUUCGGAUUUUUUGGAAAAGGACUCGUUUACGAAGCAAAUAGUAUCAGAAAUGUCAGAAAUGGAGUGGCAAAGGAAACAGAUGGACCUCUAUGAAUUUCACCAAACGACUGAUUUAGUCAAUCUAUUACCAAAUGCAAAACCUGCGCUAAAAAGUUUUUACAACAUGCUUUUAAAUAAUAUGCUGCCAUGGAUGAAAAAAAUUACCGGACUUCCACUAACUAGAAUUUCAGCAUCCUGUUCUAUGUACAAUUAUGGCGACUACUUAUUAGUGCACGAUGAUUUGUUAUCGGAUAGACAAAUCGCUUUUGUUUUUUACUUGUCUCCAUGGUGUGAAGAAUGGAAGGAGGAAAUGGGAGGAGCUUUGGAGUUAUUUGAAACUGAUGCACUAACAGGCCAACCAAAAUAUCCAAUCGUACAAAAAUUCACACCACGUAACAACCAAUUCGUAUUUUUUCGAGUAUGCAAAGAAUCUUUUCAUCAAGUUGGUGAAGUGACAAAUUUUGUAUAUCCACGCCUAACAAUAAAUGGAUGGUUUCAUGGUCCAUCAAUUCAUUCAUCAAUUGAUAAUGAAAGUAGCCUUCGCUCUAACAUAUCAGACGCAUCUGAAGAGAACGAUAGUGAACUUGAACCCAAUAAUAUGGAAUAUCUACCACCAAACACCGAUGAACUUGAUUUAAAUGAGUGGAUAAAUUCUUAUUAUUUACGCAAACGAGCAAAACAUGGAAUUCAAAUGCAUAUUGAAGAGAAAUCUGAAGUGUCAUUGGAAAUGUUUCUCAUAUCUGAAUUCUUUGAGCUGCUUGUAUCUGAGUUUAAAGAUUGUACAGAUUGGGUACUCGAAGGUCCAGCAAAUCAACGUAAAUAUGAAAGCCUACAUCUUACGCCGCAAUCUAGUGGGCCACUUAAGGAUUUGCUCACAUUGUUUACAUCAAAUUCAAUGUUUAGAUUGCUACACGAAUAUACCGAACUUGAUUUGUAUGGUAUGCAUGCACAAUCGCCAACAUGUUCGGUGCAAUUGUGUCGAUUUACACAGGGCUGUUAUACGUUGCUUGGUGAUUCAUCCUCAUUUAACGAUAGCGCACUCGACGUAAUACUAUUUUUUGGUGCUCGUGAUGGAGUUGGGAAAAUUACAUACCUCAGUCCAUUACAAGAAGCGAAGGAUUUAAAAAAUGUGAGUGAAUACAAUACGACCGUUGAAACCGAUGCCACUAAUAGUAGUAUGGAUUUAAGUGGCGUUUCGAGCCCAUCCGGUAUAAAAGACAAUUCAAGUCGGCCUAAGACUAAAAUUAAAUCACGAUUUCAACCAAAAAAUUGCAAAAAUUCUAGUGAAUCAAGUAUUAACAGCUCCAUAGUAGUGGAAACGUCUGAGGAAGAAUCAAAUAUCGAUGAUUUAUCAUCUUUCAGUCAUGAUUCACAAAGUACAGUUAGAGUUCGAAGCAAUGACGUUGAAAGUAAUCAGGAUGAAGUGACAACAGAUGAAGAUGAAGAAGAAGAUUUCGACGGAUUAGCUCAGGAAGAUGCACUGUUAACCAUUCACCCAAAAGAUAACGCGCUCAAUCUUGUAUACAGGCUCAGUGGUCAAACCAAAUUCGUAAAAUACAUUUCCAAAAAUAGCCUGAAGUCCGAUGAAUAUGUCUACAUUUUGUUUGCAUCGUAUAAGGAAUAACAAAGUAUUUUAUAUUGAAUAAGCAAUUAAUAUUAUCAUGUUCAGGAACAAAACUGUAAAUCUUAACCAAAUAUCAAAAUUGUAGAUUACGUUGUUCCAUUGAAAAAUUAUUUGUACCAUGAAAAAGCAAUUCGAUAAAGUGCUACAAAGUUUAAAAUUGUUAGAAGCUAUGCCUUGCAUUUAUUUAAUAAAAAAAUUUGAACGAACAUGAA
Messenger RNA from Contarinia nasturtii (swede midge), 2548 nucleotides. RefSeq names its product prolyl 3-hydroxylase sudestada1 (gene PIG-S). Gene Ontology annotation, cellular component: cytoplasm; GPI-anchor transamidase complex. Gene Ontology annotation, molecular function: peptidyl-proline dioxygenase activity; L-ascorbic acid binding; iron ion binding. Gene Ontology annotation, biological process: peptidyl-proline hydroxylation; regulation of translational termination; attachment of GPI anchor to protein. The record is from RefSeq and is a predicted model, not a curated record. The coding region runs from base 117 to 2336 and encodes 739 amino acids. The transcript has 3 exons. Lineage: Eukaryota; Metazoa; Arthropoda; Insecta; Diptera; Cecidomyiidae.